AUGCAACAAUUUGGAGGCCAGCUGCCAUAAAUCCCACUGAAGAAGAAGAAGAAGAAGAAGCAGAAGCUCGCCAAGCAGAAAUUGAUAGCAUAAAAUGAUACUUGCAGCUUCCUAAAUGCACAUGUACAAUGGAAUCUCCCGAUGUGACAUUCACUUUGGCUUAUAUAGUGUUUACGUUUUGUUUCGUGUUCACCCCAAACGAGUUUCGGUCGGCGGGUUUGACCGUCCAGAACCUGUUCUCCUCCUGGCUGGGCAGUGAGGACAUUGGCUUCAUUCAGUACCACGUUAAGAGGAGCAGUCUUACCCUUCUGGUCCAUUCUUCAAUACCCCUUGGGUACUAUGCUGGGAUGUGCAUAGCUGCUCCAGAGAAGAACCUGCCAUACAUCAACCAGGUGAGCGCCGGCUGGCAGGCCUUCCUCGGCCUGUCGCUCUCUCUGCAGCUGCUCAGCGUGGGGCUGAUCUUCUACUGGUCGCGCUGCCGCUGGUCCAACCAUCCAAUCAGCAGGGCUCUGCAGGUCCACACUGGUCCCCAGUGGGCGGGGUGGGGUGCCGUGGCAACAAGCAUCAACACAGAGUUCAGAAGGAUUGACAAGUUUGCCUCGGGAGCUCCCGGAGCAAGGGUCAUUGUGACGGACACCUGGGUGAUGAAGGUGACAACAUAUUACGUCCAUGUGGCCCAACAGACCGACGCCCACCUCACGGUGACGGAGUCCAGACAGCACCAGAUGAGCCCAGAUUCAGGGACCCCCACUCAGACCCUGACCCUUAGAGUGGCCAGCAUCAACCAAGCUGUGAAUCCGUUUGAUAUCAGGUUGAUGUCCACAGAGUACAGCGAGCUGAGGGAGAAGCUGCACGCUCCGAUCAGAAGUGCUGCCAACGUAGUGAUACACCAGACCAUCAGCGACCGCUUCUUAGACACCUUCAGAGCUCAGGCUGACCUCAACCAGCCCUACCUGCUCCCCAGUGAGAUGGAGGUAGAGCUCUGUAUUGGCUGUAUGCAGGUCCCUGCUGGAGCUAAGCUGAUCAGGCUCUGCUGUGAAGAAGGUUAUGACAGCGGCUCUGAGUGCCGGCAGUGCUUCUGCAGACCCAUGUGGUGCCUGUCCUGUCUGGGCCGCUGGUUCUCCAGCCGCCAGGACCAGGACCGGCCGGAAACCUGGUUGGCCAGCAGCGUGCCAUGCCCCACCUGCAGGUCCAAGUUCUGCAUCCUUGACGUGUGUCUGGUCCGCUGACCCAGCCCCCCGCUGAGAGGGGAGGGGCCGCUCACCUGUUCAGCUCCCAGCUGAGAGAGGGGAGGGGCCGCUCACCAGCUCAGCCCCCCGCUGAGAGAGGGGAGGGGCCGCUCACCUGCAGACGUGUUGGUUGUGGAUGUUUUAUGCAUUUUCUCUUCACCGAAUGGAACUUAAACAGUGGAGCUUCAAAAUGGUUUCUAGAAAACUAAACAUUGAGCUCUACAAUAAGUACUGUAGUACUGCACAGUAGUGUACUGUAGUACUAUACAGCUUGGUGUAAAUUAUCUCUAUGUAAACAUUUGUGGAGAGAUGAGUACAUGAAAUAUAAUUGCAAUCAUUUAUGUGUCUACAAUUGUAUAUUCACAAUGUUUAGACUUCAUAGACUUUAUAUACAGUGUUAUUUUGAUACGGUUCAAUGCAUGGCUGAACAAUGCUCAAUGCAGGGGAUACAAUUAAAUUAAAACCUCAUUCUGUUAUUUGUAUUGGAUGCAUCUUUUUAUGUACAUUAAAACAAUGCUUCAGAAUGGAGAAUAUUUCCAAUGUCCUUAUUCAGAAUGAUGAUUUGAUUGGUUGACAUCUUUGUAUUCGGUUGUGCUGCUUCGCCUCUUGAUUGGUUGACCAGCAGCUAAACGUCACAGGACUACCUCUUCCGGUCACGUUACCAUUGUUGACGUAGCGCGGGUUUUCUUUUCACUUUUGCGCACACAUUCUUUUCCCGCCACACUGUUCGCGUCACACACACAGACACUGCAGAGUCCAGACAGUACUUCAGUGUGGAACCACCGCAAAGACAUUUAAAAAGAGAAAUGUCUUUUAGAUCAAAAAAUGGACGCUCUGCUGCCGAAAGCAAAGAAUCUGAAAACCGGGAUAGCGGCCCAUCACCGUGGUCUCAGAGCAGGAAGAGGGGUGCCGAUGGCAGCCUGAGGAACAAGAGGGAGGAGAACGAUGAGAAGGUCCCAAAACUCCCAGACGACAGACCUGCCAGGUAAGUCUCAGAACCAGCUGUUUUGUACUCGAGUUGAUUUUCUUCCAAGCCCCAUGAGAUAAUCAAUAGAAACACUGGAAUGAGAUUAACUAGCCGAUUCAGAUGGAUUAUUUGGAUUUAUCGUGUGUGUGUGUGUGUGUUAGGGCUUCGACUUUUGCCCAAAAAUCAUAUUCGAAGUUCGUUUGUUUAUUAAUAUUCGAAUAUGUUCGAAUAUUUAUUAAUAAUAUUUUGACCAGUAAGACCUGGGCUGAAUCCGAAUACUUGGUACACUAUUUCUGUUCAGUGUCUACCACAUGACCGUACUACACUUCAGCUAUGCGUAGAACGCCUCUGAAACUCAACCGGAUGUUUGGAGAUGACGUAUCUCCAGUGUUGUUUUCGUCAGGCAAGACGAAAACGAAAAUGACGUUGUCAGACCCCUUUUUUCCAUGACGAAAAUGAGACUAAGACGAACGUCACCAAAGCCAUAUAAAGACUAAAAUGUGACGAAAAAUGUAGACAUUUUCGUCAGACGAGAACUAGACGAGACUAAAUUGUUAGUGAGAGCAUGUGAGCGGAGCGUGGAGUGGGUGGUGGAGCGGAAGAAAUACGUUGGAGCGGGUUGGAGCGCAGAGCGGUUUUAAAUUCAAAGGCCGGAGCGGGGAUUUCACUCCGCUCCAGUCCGCUCUAGUCCGCUCCGUUUUUAACUGCUUCUAGCGGCUUACAUGUAGGUGGUUCACGUAGAAUAGAAUGGGUUUCAAUGGGAGCAUCCAAGCAACCUG
Messenger RNA from Gadus chalcogrammus (walleye pollock), 2975 nucleotides. RefSeq names its product transmembrane protein 129, E3 ubiquitin protein ligase (gene tmem129). The transcript is spliced from 8 exons. Gene Ontology annotation, cellular component: endoplasmic reticulum; membrane. The record is from RefSeq and is a predicted model, not a curated record. Gene Ontology annotation, molecular function: ubiquitin protein ligase activity. Bases 129 to 1229 code for a protein of 366 amino acids. Lineage: Eukaryota; Metazoa; Chordata; Actinopteri; Gadiformes; Gadidae. Gene Ontology annotation, biological process: protein ubiquitination.